Messenger RNA from Microplitis mediator, 3497 nucleotides. It is a transcript of the gene Hnf4, whose product is annotated as hepatocyte nuclear factor 4-gamma. The transcript has 8 exons. The coding region runs from base 407 to 1861 and encodes 484 amino acids. Gene Ontology annotation, cellular component: nucleus. Gene Ontology annotation, biological process: anatomical structure development; regulation of transcription by RNA polymerase II; cell differentiation. The record is from RefSeq and is a predicted model, not a curated record. Gene Ontology annotation, molecular function: nuclear steroid receptor activity; RNA polymerase II cis-regulatory region sequence-specific DNA binding; nuclear receptor activity. NCBI's taxonomy places the organism in Eukaryota, Metazoa, Arthropoda, Insecta, Hymenoptera, Braconidae.
UAUUGCCGUAUUUAUACGCACUCAUCAUCAUAUCUGCAUAUAUGUACACAUGUAUGUAAUAUAAAUGUACGUACAUUCAUACUUAUAUAAGCAUAUUUUACUCACACAAUCCAUCCGUCUAUAUCUGUCUCUCUAGUGAUUCUGUCGAAAUAAAAGCAAAAAGACGACGAAAGUAAAGUAUCAUGGCCGUAGCAGUACAAUUGGCUUAUACGCGCUUACAAUAUUGUUUAGUUAUAAAUAAUUAAUAAUAAAUCAUAACGUGUGUUCAAGUUAAUAAUAUUGUUGAGUUAAAUAGUUGCCGUCAGUGUAUGGUUCAAAAAAUUCAUAUGGAUACCACGUGGCGUACCAGUUUUGACAAACCAAGCAACAUAAAAAAAAGUGCAACUUAAACUAAGAUAAGGACAAAAUGGAUGAUAAUAGUAAAGAAUCAUCCUCAUUGGCGGUUGACAAUAUUCAAAACCAAUCACCUGGAUCUUCGUCGUCUCAUGAUGCUGAUCUAAGUAUGGGAGCCGGUGGUACCGGCGGAUCUGUCCUCGGUAUUCCUGGAUCAGGGGUAACCGGUGUGUUAUCUCAACAUUGUGCUAUUUGUGGCGACAGAGCGACAGGGAAGCAUUACGGCGCCGCUUCGUGUGACGGUUGCAAAGGAUUUUUCCGGCGUUCAGUUAGAAAAAAUCACUUAUACACUUGCCGAUUCAAUCGGAAUUGCGUAGUUGAUAAAGAUAAAAGAAAUCAAUGUAGAUAUUGUAGGCUACGAAAAUGUUUUAAAGCCGGUAUGAAAAAAGAAGCGGUACAAAAUGAACGUGAUCGAAUAAGUUGUAGACGACCAAGUUAUGAAGAACAAACAAGCAAUGGCGGCGGUUUGUCAGUCGUCUCCUUACUACAAGCUGAAAUGCUCAGUAGACAAGUCGGGGCGGCCUUAGAGGUACAACAAUUGGGGAGCCCGAGUAAUGAGACUGACCUCAGUAAUAAACAAAUAGCAAAUAUAAAUGACGUUUGCGAUAGUAUGAAACAACAAUUAUUGAUAUUAGUCGAAUGGGCUAAAUACAUUCCGGCAUUUAGUGAACUUACUCUUGAUGAUCAAGUGGCGCUACUAAGAGCUCAUGCCGGUGAACAUCUUCUACUUGGUGUUGCAAGACGUAGCAUGCAUCUCAAUGAUGUAUUGCUACUUGGCAACAAUUGUAUUAUCACCAAGAGCUGUCCUGUCAUAUCAUUGCCCACAGAUGGACGUAAUCAAGAUCUGGAUAUCAGUAGAGUUGGUAUACGCAUAAUGGAAGAAUUGGUAAAACCGUUAAAUGAAGUACAGAUUGAUGAUACCGAAUUUGCUUGUCUUAAAGCCAUUGUUUUCUUUGAUCCAAACGCUAAAGGAUUAAGUGAACCAGCUAGAAUAAAACAUUUACGUUAUCAAAUCCAAAUAAAUCUUGAAGAUUAUAUAAGUGAUCGUCAAUAUGACAGCCGUGGUCGAUUUGGGGAAAUAUUGUUAACAUUACCGGCGUUACAGUCAAUAUCAUGGCAAAUGAUUGAACAAAUACAAUUUGUAAGGCUAUUUGGUGUUGCGCAUAUCGACAGUUUGUUACAAGAAAUGCUAUUAGGUGGCGCAUCUGCUGAAUUAAAUGGCGCAACAACGCCCUUACCGAUAUCAAAUCCACCUGGCAGUUAUGUAAGUAGCAAUGAAAGUCCUAGUAGUCCACUAACACCAGCAAACACAGGACCUCUUAGUCCUCAGGAUCAUAUGUUAAGUGCCGGUAGUCCUGUUAUGAUUUUACGCGAUUUAACUUCUAUUACAUCACAUGAUGAUAAUAAUGUCACGGGGUUUCGACUUUUUAAACAGGAGCCUAGUUUAGAAACUGAAACAACUUUUUGACUAGAUAACGAACAAUUACGAAUUAUUUUGACUAAAUAGAAAUUUUUUGGCUAUAAGCUGUUGAUUUAGAAAAAAUAAAUUAAUGUUUAAGAAAUUUUGUGAUACAAGUUUUUAUAAAUUGUAAUGGAUAAAUUUUCCAAUAUUAUUAUUAUUGUAUUACAUUUCUAGAAAUUAUUUUCUGUAUAAAGAGAAUUGAACGUUACAGUUUAUCAGAACAGCAUUGAUUGCCAAUCAGUUGAUCUGAACGCAGCCACUUGCGUCGAAAUGUUCGAUUCCUGCCCCAUUUAGUGGAAAGGAAGUAUCACUUCCCUGUUCUAAGAGUACGAACAAAAUAAAACCCCACAUGCGCUAAACUUCGUUAAACAAUAGCUAGUAUCUGAACAUUUCCGUUACUGACCUGCUGGCAGGUUCAAUAGCCAAUUACACACAUGUAUUUAAAUGUCAUACUUUCUUCCUUAUAUGUGUAGUGUACUAUUUUAUUCUAAUAAAUAUAUUUUUUUCUGUACUGAUUUCUCUAUAAUUCCAUUAUUCGGCCAUAACCUAAAUACUUUUAACUAUAAAUUCUCUUCGUACAGAAAUUUUGUCGAAUGUGACAGGAAAAAUUCAUUUCAUUAUCUUAUAAAUUUAAGUACGUUAACAAAAUGAUUAUUACUAUAUAUAAAAAAAAUAUUUGCUAUUCAAAGGCAUCAACAACAUUAUUUUUUUCAUCCAGUUAUUAAAAUGAAAAUUUAGGAAAUUAAAAUUUUCUAGUUAUAAAAAUAAUAUAAAUCAACAGCUCAAAAGUUAAAGAAUAUCUAUUUAUAUAUAUAUAAAUCUAAAAUUAAUAAUAAUUUUUCGAAUUGCCUUUAUAAGAAAAAAAAAAAUCACAUCGUAUUAUUUACGAUCGAUGAUAAUUAAAAAGCGUAAAAAAAAAUGAUUAACAUUUAUACGAUUAAAAAACCAUUUGAUAAAAAAAAAAAAGGUGCCUUAAACAAGUUUAAUUUUUUGACAAAUAUGUAUAGUAAGUAAUACGUCAUUACAACUAAUUAAAAACCAAUAAAAUAUAUAUAUUAUAAUGUUAGCAAGCAUAAAUAAAAAUGAUCUUCAUAUAUGUUAUUUAUAUUUUAUUACUUAAGGUAAAAGACCAAAUAUUCCUAAUAUAUAUAUAUAUAUAUAUGGAGUAAUCGGGUACCAGUUCCGAUUCGAGUAUUAGGCCUUUUACCUUAUAGGCAAAUACUUGAAAAUAUUGAAAUAGAAAAAAAAUAAAUUGUACAGUGAAAAGAUUAUUUUUAUUUUAAAUCUCGCCAAUAAAUAUUAUAAGCUAAUAAGAUAUAUUAAAUUAUCAAGAUGGCAAUGGAUAUUAUACAUAUAUAUUUAUAUACAAAUCAUCGAGUCAAUCACACCUAGUGCUCAAACUCUUGCUCAAUAUUAACUUUAGUUUAUUCAUUAUUAAUGAUUAAUAAUAAAUAAAUAUAUAAAUAUAUAUUACCUAAGUCUACUCAAUUGACUCAUAGUAAUACAAUAGUUUUUUUCUCUCAAAUGUAUUUAUAUAAAAUAGAGCUAUUGUUAUUAAUUUAAUAAUUAUUAACAGUAAAUUAAUGUUAUAUUUAAUAAUAUUAAAGAAAUUUUUAUUCCCGGUUAUAAUUGUCAAAUCUAU